GCGAAAAGCGAGCUGUGCACGCGCCUGGGCAUCGCGUUCCUGGCCUAGCGCCGCUCCCCAUUUUCUAACCGCCACUUGGGCUUGUGCCGCCCUUAGUGUAUGUGAGGCUGAGUGGGGAGAGGAACACGGUCUGAGUUGGCUUGAAAAUAUGCUGUUCUUCCCUCCUCUUUCCACCGUGGACCCCACACUGUGGCCUUUCUCUCAGAACCUCUGAGAUUGGUACCGAGGCAAGGCAUAAUGCCAGUGUCCCCGACAAGACUGCCCAGCCCCUAUGGCUCUGAUCGACUGGUACGGCUAGCAGCCAGGCUCCGGCCAGCACUAUGUGACACCCUGAUUACCGUGGGGAGCCAGGAGUUCCCUGCUCACAGCCUAGUGCUGGCAGGUGUGAGUCAGCAGCUGGGCCGCAGGGGUCGCUGGUCUCUGGUGAAAGGAAUCAGCCCUUCCACUUUUGCACAGCUUCUGUACUUUGUUUAUGGGGAGAACAUAGAGCUGCAACCUGGGGAACUGGAGCCCCUUGAGGAGGCAGCCAGGGUCUUAGGGGUGCAGUCCCUGGAAGAGGCAUGCAGGAGGGCUCGAAGGGACAGGGCUAGGGUGGAACUGAAUCCAGGGUUGAAGGAACUUCAGGAGGAGCAAGAGAAACACACAAGGGAUUCUGAGAGAGGAGUGAGGGGGCUUGGAGAACAGGGACCGGAUAAGUUUCUUAGAGCUGGUGGGAAAGAACAUGAGAUGGCGCAUGAGCACAGGACACCAAGAGAGAGCCCUGAGAUGGCAGAGGCAAUGCAGGAGGACCAGAAGGAACAGAUCAGAUCAGAGGAGAAACUCAACCAAUUCCCUGUUGGCCACGCGGGAAUAGAUGGGAAGCAAGAAGUGAUCAUGUGGGUGAGGGAGAGUCCAGGGGGCUCUGAAGGAAGUCUGGGGGAGUUCCCUGGCUCCCUUCCCCCACCAGGUUCCCUCCAAACCAGCAUCACCCCUAGGCCCUGGUGGGCUGAGGCCCCUUGGUUGGGGGAGGGCCAGCCUGCUCUGUGGAGCAUCCUGCUGUUGCCGCCCAGAUAUGGCACCCCCUUCUCCCAUAGCACCCCAAUCACUGCAGCCUGGCAAGAGGUCUGGCCUCAGAACCAGAGGAUCCCACUGUCCCUGAACCUCCACAAAGGGCUCUGGAGCCAGAACCAGUUGGCCUCCUCCAGCCCUACCCCAGGUUCCCUCCCCCAGGGCCCCACACAGCUCAGCCCUGAGACAGAAGAGUCUGAUCAGAGGCACACAGGUGCACUUGCAACCUGUGUGGGUCACAGGGGCACAGCAGGCCACCCAUCACGCCAACAUCCUCCCCUGGCUCCUCCUGCUCCGUCUAGGCCAAAGCCCUAUUCUUGUUCUGUAUGUGGAAAGAGGUUUUCACUCAAACAUCAGAUGGAAACACACUACCGAGUCCACACAGGAGAGAAGCCCUUCUCCUGUAGCCUCUGUCCCCAGCGCUCCCGAGACUUCUCUGCUAUGACCAAGCACCUGCGGACACACGGGGCCGCACCCUACCGCUGCCCUCUGUGCAGCGCGGGGUGCUCCAGCCUGGCCUCCAUGCAGGCGCACAUGCGCGGCCACUCACCUAGCCAGCUCCCGCCCGGAUGGACCAUUCGUUCCACCUUCCUCUACUCCUCCUCCUCGAGGCCAUCCCGGGCCUCGACCUCUCCCCUGUAGCCCCCCUUCCACCUGACGAGACGUCGGUAGUUUAUUUGGCUUCAGCCAAAGAAUGAAAGAAUUAAAUGAUGAAAGACCAGCAGGCGGGCUGGCUAGGCUUCUGAACCGGCGCCGCGGCUUCAGCUGCCUAGCAAAUUCGCCUCUAUGAAGCGCCGCAGGAAGAGCGCUGAAAGCUCUUUCCCAGAUGACCGCGGGCCGCAGAAGCCUAGGCCAGCGAUCCCGUGUGGGGUCGGGGCCGUGAAGUUUGCACAAGUGCAGGUUAACUGUGUGGGGACUGUUGAUUUCAUCACCAAAAUAAAGCGUUUCCUGUGCCUUCCUCAGGAAAAGAAAAGCCGAGCCCAGACUUCAGUCUGUAGCGGGGGGUAGGGGUGCAGAGCCGCAGCCUGGCCGCUAGUCCUGUAGCGGCCCCUGGUGGCCCUGGGCCUGCUCUUCAGCGCGGCGGCCACCUUCUCCAUCUCCCGGGCCUCCCUGUUCUCCCCCGGCGGUAGCGGGCCGCGAGGGCUGGGUGUCCAGGCAGACUUAGCAGCAAGCCCUGUGUGGGUGGGCUGUGAAAACCCAAGUUACUGUCCCUGCCACAGCAAGCAAAGGCGUGCGGAGUCUGAGUCUGGGGGCCCGGGGCUCGAGAGCAACUCGUGCUCCGCCCUGCUCUCGGUCACCCGCCUCCUCUCGUUGAGCAAAAGGGCCGCAGGGCCGCGGCUUCUGCGGCAUUUUUCUUCCACGCCGUACGGAAAGGUGGCUGUGUGGGACCUCGAACUGAGACUAACCCUUGGCCGCCGCCCCUUGCCCAGCCCACACCUCCUGAAGUCGCGAACUCUAUUACCCAGUGUCUCCGGGGUUCUCAGGAUCCAAAGGCCCCCGCACACUGGGAGUGGUAGUU
This is a messenger RNA of Rhinolophus ferrumequinum (greater horseshoe bat), 2566 nucleotides long. It is a transcript of the gene ZBTB32, whose product is annotated as zinc finger and BTB domain containing 32. The coding region runs from base 238 to 1689 and encodes 483 amino acids. Gene Ontology annotation, molecular function: protein binding; RNA polymerase II cis-regulatory region sequence-specific DNA binding; DNA-binding transcription factor activity, RNA polymerase II-specific. Gene Ontology annotation, biological process: regulation of transcription by RNA polymerase II. Lineage: Eukaryota; Metazoa; Chordata; Mammalia; Chiroptera; Rhinolophidae. The record is from RefSeq and is a predicted model, not a curated record. Gene Ontology annotation, cellular component: nucleus. The transcript is spliced from 6 exons.